Gallus gallus (chicken) is the source of this 8205-nucleotide messenger RNA. It is a transcript of the gene NUMB, whose product is annotated as NUMB, endocytic adaptor protein. NCBI's taxonomy places the organism in Eukaryota, Metazoa, Chordata, Aves, Galliformes, Phasianidae. Gene Ontology annotation, molecular function: cadherin binding. The record is from RefSeq and is a predicted model, not a curated record. The transcript is spliced from 11 exons. The coding region runs from base 4975 to 6981 and encodes 668 amino acids.
AGAGCAGAAUUGCCUGAGCUGCUUUCCACAAUGCACAGCUGGUGUUUUAGAAAACUUGUGCUUAUUUUCAGUUGUUUUAGGUGAUAUAAUUUGACUAGCUUUAUGGAGCAUGUGGGGGAGAUGUGCUUUUUGCUGUUCGUUGACAGUCAGUUGCAGUGUGAUCACCUGUAACAAAAGGGUUGCUGCCUUGCACCUUUACACCAAAACCUAGAAGUAAAUCGUAUGGGGCUUUAGUCAGAGCUUGCAUUGGCUGUGGAGUCUGAACUGAGACAUUUGCUUUAGAAUAGUCACUGCUGGAGAAAAUGAGGAUUGUUUUUCUUGUAUUUGUUGAAUUUCUGCACAAGGAGGGGCAAGUGGUUUGUUUGGCUGAUAGAAGGAGCAUGACGUCUUAGGAAUGCCUUCAGUCAUACAAUGGUCAAACUUGUAUUUCUCUAUCAGUUCAACUUCUAAGAGUCUGGAAAAGGGGGGCCGCUAUGCUGGUACUUCUGUCGCACACUGUUGCGGAGCGCUGAACUCUGCGUUUUGUUGCUGCAGCACGCAGAUAGCUGUUUGAACACACUGGUGUACGAUCUUAAAAUACUAAUUCUGAGCUUUAGGUCAGGACAUGCAAUAGCUGGAUGCUUUAGCCACCAACUCUUAAUAGUGCGUUGGAGUACAAUUCAUGAUUUCAUUUCCUGGUAUUUCAUAAGCUGUGUGCAAUUUUUAACUCUGCUUUUUUGCCAGUAAGACCGUGUUGUUUUAACGUUUUCUCUUUUAUUCACCCUCAGCUGUGAUGCAGGAAAAAAAGAAAUGGAGUGCUUGGAACCAGCUGUAGGGUGUUCACAUGAUGGGUUAUCUAAACUCAGGUGUGAGAGCAGAGUCUGAUAGAUACUGGCAUCUUUAUGGACUACAGCUGUUUCCAAAGUGAUCAGGUUGACUGUUUUAAAGUCUUCUGCAACUUCUGCACCCUGAAGGCAAUGUGAGCUUUCAGCAGAUAGCUAGUACCUCAACUUACAUGGUGUCAGAACAUGAUUACAGCCCGGAUCCCUUUGGACUUGUUUAAGUAGCUCAAGGCUGCAGUUUCUGUUGCAUUUUCAAAUAUGACCUAAACGUUACUUCCACAGCUGGAAGGUGUGUCACCAGAAAUAAUGCAAAGUUUCCCAGGCUGUGACAUGUGCAAUGUUCUGCAGCUGAUAUGCUUAUUUUAGUGAUUUUUUUUUUAUUACCAAACACUCUUAUUUUUCUGCAACAAGGAAAAUAUCCCAAACUCAAGCUCUAAUUAAUAGCAAUAAUGAAAUGUAUUUAUUAUGAACUUAUACUCCAUCUUUGUGUAUUUUUGUGUCUUAGAAUGCUUACUUGUAUUACAUUAUUUGAUCUUAAUUGGGUAAUGAAAGGGUAAAUAGGUUGGAAAGCCUUGCGGUGAAUAAUGUGGUUUAGUCAUACCGGAUUGCGUAAACUGGACUGUUAACGUUUUACUGAGAACGCUCAUAUGGUUACAUGCCUUCAUUUGCUUUAGUGUGACAGUGCUGGAUUUAAUUAGAUUUUAUGGGACCUAAACUUACAAGAAGGCUCAACGUUCUGUAUUCAAAACUUGACACGUGGAAUGACCUUUUCUUCCUUAGAAGAUAAAGGUACUCUGUGUUCUCCUGCUGGUGAAUAAUUGCAGUGAAGCUGCUGCAGCAAUUUUUGGCUAACGUUUAUGGUAGGGUUUGAAGAGAGAGAGAGCAUUACAAUAAGGAUUUUUCAGAGGAAUAAAACUUCAUUCUUGCAGCUUUAUAAUAGUCAGGAACACGCUAUUUACCUUGGCUGCAGUAUGUUUACUUGUCUACCUUGCCUCUUAUAAGUGUAACAUUCUUAUGCAAUCUUCAUGACUGUGCAUUAGAAAGCAGAAUAGAUCUUAACUUUUUAUAUCGUUGUAUUUGCACUCCUUCUACAGACAGGUUUGCCUGCCAAAACUAAGUCUUGUCACAAGACUUGAAAUAAGCACAUUUCCUCAUUGAUGUCAUCACAUCCUGGUUCUAACCAAGGUUUCCAAUAAGGUUAAAGUGUCAACAAUGUACUGAACUUUGCAAGAAAGAGCAAUGCAGAAUAUUAUUCUGAAAUAUGAAAGUUAGGGCUAUUUAUUUGUACUUCUUGGUGUGGGUGGACUCCUACAAGUUUCAUAAUAAAAUUCAUGUUUUCGUAAUGCUAAAAGGUAGCUGUUAUAUAUGAGUCUUAGGACAGGUGUGACUAGGAUGCACUCGCACAAAAGCAUAGAGCCGCAGUUUUCUGAGGAUCCAAAUCACAGCCGUGUCGAGGAGUGUUUCUGAUGUGUUGCUCUAAUAAGUAAGUUGAGUGAGCAUAUUUUCUUUAAUGAUACCAAGGUAACUAACAUAUUCUCUUAGGUCUAAAAUAUCAAGUAAAUCUGGAACAUUCUUGUUCACAAACUUUGAUAUGAAGACAAAAAUUAAAGACAGUGAACCUGUUGUUCUGGAUUUGGAGCUCUGUUUGGUUUGGUCCGUUGUAUUAGCAAUAGUGGAUGUGUUUCACUGGGAAGAAGCCCAUAGGGGCUGAUAGUUGUGUAGCUGCUUCCUCAGCUGCAUGGCAUUUUUCUUAAGAUUGUAACAUAUUUAUUGAAUUCAUUUUAUAUGGAAGCUGCAUGAGUUAUUUUUAAUGUUAGGGUGGGUGAUACCUAAAUGCAUUGCUCUUAAGCCCAGAUUUCUCUGUUAUUUGGAAUGUAUACUUCCAGGAAUUCUAUAAAUGUGCAGAUGCAGUCUGCUCGUCACACUUUGUGCUUGCAGAAGGACUGCAGGGCUGGUGCUGUCUCCCAAACCUUGGCUACUCCAUUUGUUGCAGGCUGUCAGGAGUGCUUUGCCCUUAUUUGACCCAUGAGUUUUUUUUAAUUGAUAAAGUAAAUAGGGAAUGGUUCUUGGUUCUCAGAGAGCACAGCAACUGAACCCAAACCUCCUGGUUUCAAAAACACCUGGCUUAACUGAGGAAUUGCUUAAAAUCAGCUUUCAUCCCUUUCCACCACAAACAAAAGUCACAAUCUCACAAGUGCAGAUUAAAUAACCUUUAUUAAGGCUGGAGCUAAGAAGAAUAUUAAAUGGAUUUCUCUUGGUUUUGUUUCCCUCAGUGUUGAAACUGUGAGUGGUUGCUUCAAGUGUGAAAAUCUGUACUAGGUAGUGCCGCUAGCCUAAAGUCUAACCAUUUAAUCUUGUGAAUGCAGCUCAGGUACCAGUUGUUUUGCCUGAGGAUGCUGUACUUUGAAUCAGCUUGUAGCAGCAACUGCUCUCAGAGAAACAUUUAUGCAGAAUGUAAAUGAAGUGCUUAUCUGAAGGCAUGGCUACAUGAGUUAACUUGUGUAAGGCAAGCCAAGCUCCAGUUUGCAUCAUCAGCAACUUGCACGUGAUCCAGCUUCACUUAAUGUGCAAGUGUACUCAUCUCGCAUUGAAGGGUAAAUUAUUGGCUUGCAUUUCUUGGAGGAUAAAAGUAAACACAUUGGUAAAGCAGAGUAGCUAAUAAGGCAUGAAUAAACAUGCAUGUCUAUCGUGCAGUAAUUUGUUCUGUAGCCAUUACGUGGCGGUGCACAAGGCCAAGAAGCCAAGAAUGCUUCAUCCAACAUGCACUUUUCUCAGUGUUUCUGUCUCUGUGUUGCCUUGUCAGUGAACUGAGCUGGGUUGAGAUGAGACCUUUACAGGGGUGGUGGAGGGAACAGCAGUACCAAAGCUCUCCUCAAAUUGUUAUUACCACAGAAAAAAAGCUUUUUAGCUGUGUUUUCAGAAUGCUAAUUAUAUAUCAAUUUGAAUUAGAAAUAAUUGUCAACAAAUGUAAAACUUGGAGUGUGAAUAUUUUUUUUCCAUGCUUAUAAAGAUACUUGAGUGGUGCUUUGGGAACUAGUCUAAAAUUUAGCCUUGUCUUGUAAUCUCUUAAAUAGCAAAAGUGGUGGAAGUUGUUUUUGUAAGGGUUGUGCCCAUUCAAGUGCUGGGCAGCCUACAGUGUGCCCUCUGGUAAAGGCAGCCUUCAAACCCAAAGUGGGUCUGUGUCUUUGUCUCCAGAACUUCACUGACUUCAAUCUUGAUUUGUUAGACUCCCAUGAGGCACUACUUUUUAUCUUAAAUAGAUUUUGAGUUUCUCGUCUUGCUUUUUGGCCAGGUUUGCCUUUGGUUACUAUUUAUCCAUUGUCCUUUCUCUUCACCCAACCUGGAUGUUGGGUUGUAGAAGUGGAAAGGAAAUAGGUGGUUUUUUAAGAUAGUGUUCUUGUUUAUUUUAUCUUGCAGAUUUUCAGAGUAUUUUUAAUAACAGGACAUAAAUGAGUUACUGAACCUGCAAAUUCGGUCACUGAUUUUUUCCAGCCUUUGUAAUCCAGAGACUGAGUACUAUACUUCUUCCCUCCUGAAUCCUCAGAUGAGCAUCCUGUGUGAAUUGUGUGAUCAAAUGCUUUUGCAUCAAGUGACAGGUCCAGUUGUACUGGGAUGACGUCUGUGCUGCCAGCAAAAGAAUUGGUUUUGGGGCAAAGUAUUUCACAACCCCCUCACAACGUUCUGAGGUCUCAGGAAAUGGGAGUGUGGUGGCUGGAGAAAGCUCUCUGGUCACCUGACCAGAAGUUAAUCUUGCCAUUUGUCAGCACUUCUAUUAAAUAGAAGAGCUAUUUUUAAAGUGCUUGUUGCCAGCGUGACUGCAAAAUUAGAACAAGUAGGAAAAUGGGUUUGGUUUUUAGUAAAAAGGAAGUACUUUGGGCAAAAUGCCACUUCAGCUUAUCACAGGAAGUAUAUAUAGUUCAGGAACUCUUAUUCUCAGGCUUCUCUGUGGAGUGAGGCUCCUGAUAAGAAUAACUGGGUGAUAGUGUCCAGUCUCAAUGCUGUGCUGUUGGGAGGAGCAGCUCUUGAGCACACAUUGCUGCAGAAGCUGAAGUUUGCCUUGCCUUUCUACUAAUGUAGAAAUAUGUGGUGAAUUAUUCCAUGGGCUGAACAAUGUUCCACAACGCUACAAGUCCAGGUUAUCAACAUCUGAGAAAUGAAUAAAUUACGGCAGAGCUUUAGGAGAAAGAAAGAUGUCUAUGUGCCAGAGGCCAGUAGGCCUCAUCAGUGGCAGACUGAUGAAGAAGGCGUCCGUACUGGCAAGUGCAGCUUCCCUGUUAAGUACUUGGGGCAUGUUGAAGUGGAUGAAUCCAGAGGAAUGCAUAUCUGUGAAGAUGCUGUGAAGAGACUGAAAUCUCUACCUUCAGUAAUAGCGCUCGACUUGUCCCCCCUGUUCCUCCAGGAAAGGAAGUUCUUCAAAGGCUUCUUUGGAAAAACUGGGAAGAAGGCGGUUAAAGCGGUCCUGUGGGUGUCAGCGGAUGGACUCCGAGUGGUAGAUGAGAAAACAAAGGAUCUCAUAGUUGAUCAGACAAUAGAGAAGGUUUCUUUCUGCGCGCCAGACAGGAACUUUGACCGGGCGUUCUCAUACAUCUGCCGAGAUGGCACCACCAGGCGCUGGAUAUGCCACUGCUUCAUGGCUGUGAAGGACACGGGGGAAAGGUUGAGUCAUGCCGUGGGCUGCGCGUUCGCAGCGUGCCUGGAGCGAAAGCAGAAGCGAGAGAAGGAGUGUGGAGUCACUGCCACCUUUGAUGCCAGCAGAACCACAUUCACUAGAGAGGGGUCAUUCAGGGUCACUACAGCUACUGAACAAGCAGAAAGAGAGGAAGUUAUGAGACAGAUGCCGGAUGCUAAAGCUGAAACAGAAGUGAAGACAGCAGCACCAGGUGCUGCCCCAGCUACUACUGCCCCCUCUCCUGGCUCACCAGCUUCUCCUACUGCUGAAGUCGCUGCCUCUGUGGAGAAGGAAAUGAGCAACCCCCACGCUAUCCCACGGAGGCAUGCCCCUAUAGAACAGCUUGCCAGGCAAGGCUCUUUCAGGGGCUUCCCUGCCCUUAGUCAAAAGAUGUCUCCUUUUAAGCGCCAGCUGUCCUUGCGAAUAAAUGAACUGCCUUCAACAGUGCAAAGGAAGACGGAUUUCCCCAUGAAAAACUCAGUCCCAGAGGUGGAAGGGGAAGUGGACAGCAUUAGUGCCCUGUGCUCGCAGAUCACCAGUGCGUUCAGCACGCCGUCGGAGGACCCUUUCUCUUCGGCGCCCAUGACAAAACCCGUGACAGUGGUCGCCCCACAGUCUCCUGCCUUUCAAGUUAAUGGCACUGCCUCAGCCUUCUGUGUGCUUGCUGCUAAACCAUCCCAAGCUGCUGUAGUGUCCACAGCUAUGCCAGUUCGUGAAACCAAUCCCUGGGCUCAUGCUCCUGCUGCUAAUACUGGAGCUGCAGCCAUGGUCUCUGGCACCGAAUGGAACAGCAGCACCCCCGGCACGGCCUCGCCAAGUCUCUUCCAAGGAAAUCACAGACGUACUCCCUCAGAGGCAGACCGCUGGUUGGAAGAGGUCUCAAAGACUGUCCGUGCCCAGCAGCAGCAGCAGCCAGCCCCAGCCCCACAGCCGCCACUGCAGCCCCCUCCGGCCGCUUCCCAGGCAGCAGCCGCCGCCUACCCCGUGAGCACCUUCAUUGCGCCUCAGCCUGUGCCGGUUGGUGUGGUACCGCCCAUGCAGCCACCCUUUAUUCCAGCUCAGCCCUACGCUGUAGCAAACGGGAUGACCUACGCGGCAGCCCCAAGCGUACCUGUGGUGGGAAUCACGCCUUCCCAGAUGGUGGCCAACGUCUUUGGCACGGCGAGCCACGCUCCGGCUGCCCAUCCACACCAGUCCCCCAGCCUCGUCAAACAGCAGACGUUCCCUCAGUACGAGGCCGGCAGCGCUACAGCCAGCCCUUUCUUCAAUCCGCCUGCGCAGCACAACGGCUCUGCAGCUUUCAAUGGCGUUGAUGGUGGCAAAUGGGCUGCAGAGGACAAGCACCCCCAGCCUCCCGCAGCUGCUCCGCAGGUAGACCCGUUUGAAGCACAGUGGGCAGCACUGGAGAGCAAGGCAAAGCAGCGCACAAAUCCCUCCCCGACCAACCCCUUCUCAAGUGAUUUACAGAAGACAUUUGAGAUUGAACUUUAAGUGGCCCUGUAGGGGGGUGGAUAACUUGUACAUUAGGCUAGAGGGAUAAAGGGAGCAGAGGGGACUGUUUCUCAUCCGUUUGCUUUGAUAAUCCCAAAGGUCCCUUCAAAUGAAAAUGGCUUAGAAGGAGGGAGCAGUGAUGGGGAGGAUAGAAACGUAUACAGAAUUUCACGUGCAGUUCUCAAAAUGAACCCUGGAGCCACCUCGGUCUGCAUUCCCUCUUCACUUGGAAAGCUGGAAGUUACACAGCAGAGAUGGGCACCAGGUCCUACAGAAGCAUCACGUAUCUCAGAAAGAACAGCAGAUCUCAUACCUGCGACCUUCUGAGGCCCCGUGAGUCCUGGACGUUCCCCCUCAGGGAAAAAACAGGGUUGGGGUGGGGGAGGUAAGGAGGAGGGUUGUCACCUGCUUGGCAGAAGCUAGGUCUGUGGAAAAAGUUGAGCUUCCAUUUUGAGUAACAAAGUGAAUAUUAUAUGUAAAGACUAAAGUAAAGCCAAAAUCUUUAUUUUUAUGCAUUUAGAAUAUUUUAAAUAGUGGAUAUUAAAAGAUGUAUGAGUUGUAAGUAAUCUUGCCAAAGGUUUAAAAAAAAGGGGGGGGGGGUGAAUGUAAGAAAUUGUACAUAAGAUUGAUUUAUCUCCGAUUCUUAUUGUAAGUAACGUUGGGGGGUGGAAAAGGGGGCUCUAGCUUGUUCUUGUACCUGUUCAUUGUAAGUAGCAUAUUGCAACAACAAUCACAACCAAUAAGUCAUUAUAUUGUAGUUUUAAAUAAUGAAAAUUAAAGAACAGUAUUGUCAUGGUCUGAAAACCAUGGGGAAAAUUAACUGUUUUUUUAUUGGAAUCAAGCUACAUAUUAUAUAUAGUACAUUUUUUUUUCUUUCAUGUAUUGCUGCAGUUUUCUUGUCUUAAUCUAUUGGUUCUAACACUACUGUGACAAAAACUUACUGUAACCAUAUCUAACAUCCUGGGGCUGCCUAGGAACCCAUUUUCUGUUUGUCUGUCAAUAGAUCUUAGAGGUUUUUUAACUUUUGUUUUUAUUUUUUCCACGGAUUUGUGAAACCUUGUGGUAAGGCUGCAGCUGGUCCAGGUUCUGCCUCUGGUGACUUGUGAAAUCCAUCUCAUUUUAACUUUACUUUUAAACUUUGGCCUUACAAGCAAAUGUAAGUUAUAUAUAUUUGUACUGAUGAUUUAUAAUCUGCUUUAACAGAAAUAAAUGUUGGUGGUAGAA